UAUAUAUACACACAUACAUAUUUCCCAACUCUUUCAAACCCCCAAGUGUUCAAAACAUUUAAGACACAACACAUGGCUUCUGACCUCAAAACCAGUUUCCUUCUGGUUCCUCUCGCAGUGUCUCUGCUUCUUGCUGCUUCCUCCUCGUCCGCAAGAUUCCACACGAAACUUACGGAUCCCGAAAUCAAAGCAAUCUGCUUCGAGUCGGAUAAUGCGAGGUUUCGCUACGAGUUCUUCACCGCAAAAGCGGAUCUUCCCGGCCUCGUCAAACUCGCCAUCAGUUCCGCCCGCCAUAUUGCUUCGGGAACACGGAAUCAGAUCGAGUCUCUCGCCCAGAAAGCGUCCGAUCCUCGUUCGAAGAAGGUCUAUACAUCGUGCUCGAAGAAUUUCGAAGAUGCUAAAACGAUUUUAGACGAUGCCCUCAAGGCUUUGCCGGCAGGCGACAAAGACGCAUUGAGCGUCAAAGUCUCGGAUGCGAAGAUGGAAUCAGACACGUGUAAAAGAGAUUUGACCAGUGUCUCGCCCGAUCCGUCCUCGGUCCGGAAGGAAAUCGAAUAUCUCGAGGAUGUGUCUGCCGUUGCAUUGGUCGUUAUAAGGGCCUGUCUAGAUCUAUGUAUAGGAUAAGCCGGUUCGAUGG
Tarenaya hassleriana is the source of this 637-nucleotide messenger RNA. Its product is annotated as pectinesterase inhibitor 2-like. The transcript has a single exon. NCBI's taxonomy places the organism in Eukaryota, Viridiplantae, Streptophyta, Magnoliopsida, Brassicales, Cleomaceae. Bases 73 to 624 code for a protein of 183 amino acids. Gene Ontology annotation, biological process: negative regulation of catalytic activity. The record is from RefSeq and is a predicted model, not a curated record. Gene Ontology annotation, molecular function: pectinesterase inhibitor activity.